GAGAGAGAUCGACGGGAGGAAGGAGAGGGUCCUCGUUUCUCACGAGGAAGCGGCGGGCGAGAGCUGGCGGAGGGCGCCGUCGAUGGCUCACGAGACUUGGAUCUGGAGUUGGGGCGCAGGAACGCGCGGGCAGCUGGCUUCCGCUGCCUCGAGCGACAGUCUGGAGCCGCUUCGAUUGUCGUCCUUCGCGAAUGCUCGGCCCGUCGGCGAUGGCUCCACGGCUUUCCGUCCUUGCGCCUCGUCGAUCCUCGACAUGGCCUGCGGAGGUGCACACGCCGCUGCACUUCUGCGGGAAGCAGGUGAGGAGCAUGCACAGGUUGUGACUUGGGGAAAUGGAGAAUCUGGUGCUCUCGGCCACGGAAAGGAGUUGGGGGAUGUGAGCGCUCCAAAAAUCGUCGAGCUUUUCCACAGCAUCAAUGUCUGUUCUCUUGCGGCCGGAUGGAGCCACACUGCAUUCGUGACUGAAUGUGGGGAGCUGUAUACGUGCGGAAGUGGGUCAUUUGGGCAACUAGGACAUGGUGAUUGUGAAGAACGUUUGCUUCCAUGCAAAGUACAAUCCUUGUCGAGCAGAGCUGUGGUGAAGGCAGCCUGUGGCAUGCGUCACACCCUAGUUCUAACAGAUACCCAAGGAACUCAUGCAAAAUCUGCAGUAUAUUCUUUCGGUGCAUCUAGAAGAGGCCAACUCGGCCUUGCAGAAUUGGAUGUCCAUGGGACAGAGCGGUUAAGUUCUCAAAAAAUUGUGAAGGUCUCGAUUCCUCAGGAGAUUAAAGAAUGGACUGGAAACCAAGUCGUGGAGCUGGCAGCGAAUGGAGAUCACAGUGCAGCCAUCACAGAAGGAGGCUGUCUUUAUAUUUGGGGACGAGGGUUUUGUGGCCAAUCCGACUUACGUAUACCUACACGAGCCAGCCAUCCAUUACGCUUCUGUAGAGUGGCUCUUGGUUGGAACCACGGACUCGCUCUGACCGAUGAAGAUGUAUUGUGGGCUUGGGGUAGUAACCAACGCGGACAGCUUGGUAGUAUAGAAGGUACACAGAAGGAGCCCAGUCCAACAAGUGUAGAGAAUUUUUUCAAAGAAGGUGGUUGCCGCGAUGAUUCAGUCAUAACUUGUUCUGCGGAUCAACAUUGGCCCAAAAUGGUCAGAGUUCAUGGACUGGAAGGCAGAAAAGUGGUUUCCCUGUCUGCUGGAUCAGAGCACUCUGCAGUAUUUUUGGAAGACGGUGAACUCAAGGUGUGGGGCUGGGGAGAGCAUGGUCAACUAGGUUUGGGUAAUACUGAUGAUGCUCCAAUUCCGCAAAUCGUCAUUCUCCCGGGAAAUCUCAGCAAAAAUGAAUUUACCUGGCGAGUAAUUUGUGGUAGUGGUUUCACAUUUACUGUUGGCGAGAAAUCAUCCAACUUUUAAUCGUGUGCACUGAGGUGCUCUUCGUUUUCAUGGAGCUUCUGAUAAUAAUGCAAGAAAUUACUAA
Messenger RNA from Marchantia polymorpha subsp. ruderalis, 1463 nucleotides. Lineage: Eukaryota; Viridiplantae; Streptophyta; Marchantiopsida; Marchantiales; Marchantiaceae. The record is from the annotation of a GenBank genome assembly.